This is a messenger RNA of Anneissia japonica, 882 nucleotides long. RefSeq lists its product as uncharacterized. Bases 1 to 882 code for a protein of 293 amino acids. The record is from RefSeq and is a predicted model, not a curated record. The transcript has a single exon. NCBI's taxonomy places the organism in Eukaryota, Metazoa, Echinodermata, Crinoidea, Comatulida, Comatulidae.
AUGAAAGAUUGUCCAUGGCUUAAAGGUCCUCAUUGUUCAGUAUUCAACGUAGAUGUACCAGAAUGGUUUCCCUUGGUAAGUCCUCAACAGGAUAAAGAACUCAGACAAGAGGACAAAGUGGUUGUUAUGAAGACAAAUGUACAUGAAUUUUGCCUUUUGGAAAGAGCCAACAAGUUUUCAUCUUGGGAAAGCUUGAUUAGGCCCAUUACUGUACUUAUACAUGUGGCUUCUUCAUUCCACUACAAAAAUAACGAUGAUCAUUGCAAAGGGUGGCACCAUCGCCGUCUGAAUGAUAUAGCUCUAAAACAGAGAGCAGAGAAGUUGAUAAUCAAACAGGCACAAGAAAAAUUCUAUCAACGAGAACUGAGAAGCCUGAAAAGCAGCAAACCGCAACCCAACGACUCAUCAAUACUAUCACUGGCUCCCAUGCUUAAUGAAGAUGGGUUAAUCUGUGUUGGUGGGCGACUCAGGAAGGCGACUCUUCCAAUUAUCAUGAAGCACCCUACUGUCGUACCGGGUAAGUGUCACAUUGCAACUUUACUAGUAGGACACUUCCACCAUAAUAUAUAUCACCAGGGCAGACAGUUUACUGAAGGAGCAGUGAGAGAAGCUGGGUAUUGGGUAGUUGGGUGUAAAAAGUUGGUAUCUUCUAUCAUCCAUCAUUGCUUAACCUGCAGAAAGUUAAGAGGAAAGCUCAGUAUCCAGCGUAUGGCUGAUUUACCCAGUGAUAGGAUUACAUGUGUCCCACCUUUCACCAAUGUAGGGGUCGAUUGUUUCGGGCCGUGGGAAGUGACAGCCAGAAGAACGAGAGGAGGAGUAGCUUUAAAUAAACGGUGGGCUGUGAUGUUUUCGUGUCUUACCUCAAGAGCCACAUUGAAGUAA